AGCCGUAGAGCCUUGGCUGCCCCUGGGUCGUCUCUCCCGCCAGUCUCCCUUCCGCGCGAUGGCCUCGGCGCUCAGCUAUGUCUCCAAGUUCAAGUCCUUCGUGAUUUUGUUCUUCACCCCGCUCCUGCUGCUGCCACUCAUCAUUCUUAUACCCGGCAAGGUUGUCAGGUGUGCCUAUGUCAUCAUUCUCAUGGCCGUCUACUGGUGCACAGAUGUCAUCCCAGUGGCUGUCACCUCCCUCCUGCCUGUCUUGCUCUUCCCACUUUUGCAGAUACUGGACUCCAAGCAGGUGUGUGUUCAGUACAUGAAGGACACCAAUAUGCUGUUCCUGGGCAGCCUCAUUGUAGCCGUGGCCGUGGAGCGUUGGAACCUGCACAAGAGAAUUGCCCUACGUGUGCUGCUCUGGGUGGGGACCAAGCCCGCGCGGCUGAUGCUGGGCUUCAUGAGUGUCACAGCCUUCUUGUCCAUGUGGAUCAGCAACACAGCCACUACGGCCAUGAUGGUGCCCAUUGUGGAAGCCAUGAUGCAGCAGAUGGAAGCCACAAGCACAGCCACCAGGGCUUGUAGGAAGAGACCAGAGCCAGUGGACAAGGGCAAGGCCAUUGAGCUGCCAGGAAGCACAGUGGUUUUUGAAGACCCCACCAUGCAAAGGCAGGAAGACCGAGACAAGAAGAACAUGUACAAGGCUAUGAACCUGUGUGUGUGCUACGCGGCCAGCAUCGGGGGGACAGCCACCUUGACCGGGACAGGACCCAAUGUGGUGCUCCUGGGCCAAAUGCAGGAGUUGUUUCCUGACAGCAAAGACCUCUUGAACUUUGCCUCUUGGUUUGGAUUUGCCUUCCCCAACAUGCUGAUAAUGCUGCUGCUCUCCUGGCUGUGGCUCCAGUGCUUUUACAUGAGAUUCAACUUUAAAAAGUCCUGUGUCUGCUGUGGGGCCAAGAAGAAGAAUGGCGAGAAGGCUGCCUACCAGGUUCUGCUGGAGGAGUACCAGAAGCUGGGGCCCUUGUCCUUUGCCGAGGUCAAUGUACUCAUCUGCUUCCUCCUCCUCAUUGGCCUGUGGUUCUCCCGCGACCCUGGCUUCAUGCCUGGCUGGCUGUCCAUAGCCUGGGAGGAUGAAAAAACCAAGUAUGCCUCUGAUGCCACGGUGGCCAUCUUUGUGGCCAUCUUGCUAUUUAUUAUGCCUUCACAGAAGCCCAAGUUCAACUUCUGUAGCCAGACUGAGGAAGAAAGGACAGCUUCAUUUUAUCCCCCAGCACUACUGGACUGGAAGAUGACUCAAGAGAAGGUGCCCUGGGGCAUUGUGCUGCUCCUGGGGGGAGGAUUUGCUCUGGCAAAAGGAUGCGAGGCCUCAGGGCUCUCAGAGUGGAUGGGGAACCAGAUGGAGCCCUUAAGCUCAGUGCACCCUGCGGCUAUCACAUUGAUCCUGUCCUUUCUUGUUGCUGCGUCCACUGAGUGCACCAGCAACGUGGCCACCACCACCCUGUUCCUGCCUAUCUUUGCCUCCAUGUCUCGUUCCAUCGGCCUCAACCCGCUGUACGUCAUGAUCCCCUGUACCCUGAGUGCAUCCUUUGCCUUCAUGUUGCCAGUGGCCACCCCACCUAAUGCCAUCGUGUUUGCUUAUGGACACCUCAAGGUUUCUGACAUGAUAAAAACAGGAGCUGUGAUGAACAUAAUUGGAGUCUUGUGUGUGUUUUUAUCGGUCAACACCUGGGGCCGGGUCAUGUUUGAUUUGGAUCAUUUCCCUGACUGGGCUAAUGACACAUAUAUUAAGACUUAAGAAGAGCCACAAGAGCACCUGAAUAAUUCCUGCCCUUCUGAAGACUAUAAACCUUCUGGUACACCUGGUACAUCCCAGGGUCACCCAGUGAUGCCCACACCCCAAGAAGACCCAGCCAAUGGGCUACCUCUUCCUCCAGGCUUGGAUUCAGAGAUGAUGAAGACAGGUUCAGAAGUGAAGAAAGCCCUUUUGAGAGGAUGUGGGGCCUAUCUUCCCCUGGACUCAGCCGUCAUCUCUGGGACAGGCAAGGAAGAGAGAGACCAGGACUCAGGCUCCUGUACUAUGUGGCCUUGAGAGGCCAUCCUAGUGGCCCCUUGCUGAACUCUUAUCUUCACCUGCCUAGUUCCUGGUAACUACCUGAGGAUUGGAUUCCCAGAAUGGGAGCUAAGAAAAUAGCCUGUCAGUUCAUCUGCCUCUUCUGGCUGUCCCAGAUCCCUUUUUUUCUCUGUCACUCUUAAGGGGACCAUCCAACCAGGACAGGACAUCUGGUCUUGGGCAGCCUCCAACUGCCAGACAGACAGUGGGAGUCGGAGGCUUCUGGAGACUUGGACCCUUGUGCGGCGCUACCAGAGGAUGAGCCAAUUGAGGUGCUGGCAGCACAAUAGUCCUGCCUCCCUCACACAGCUCACCCUUGGCUGACCUGUCCCUUCCUUGCCUUGUUCCACGGUCAUUGACAAUUUGGACCUCUUUCCCAUCAACUACUAGGUCCCUUUGUCGUCUGGGCCAGCAGCUCAGGGACCUUCAGGGUUAUCCCCUGUUCUGCCAGGGAGCUCAGUUUGGAUCUGUGAGAUACUUUCCUUGCCAGCUUCUCACAGCUGGGAUCACACUCCAAGGAUAGGCAGUGUGGCUUUUUGUUGGGCACAGUGAGGUAUCUAGGCCCUCCCUCAUCUAGGCCCAGAGUGGACACAACUGUCAAUUUCUAUAGACUAGGCCACCUCAGAGUUUAUCUGUCCUGCUGAAGUUGGAACUCAUGUGGGAUAUCCUUCCUCUGGUUGGCUGUCUGCUGCAGCCAGACCUGGUGGCAAUAGAGCAUGGCUGAGAAUGAGCACUGUUUUCUGGUGCCUGAGCAGGCCUGCCCUGCUGGGAAAGAACUGACCUCAAAAGGUCCUGGGCAGGACUCCAGAGUGGCUGUGGAAUCCUGCAGGACCUCCCGUGAGAGAAGGGGACAGGAGAGCAAGCUUUCUGUUGUCCUUCAAUGAUACUCCCUUCCCUGCUUGCUUUGCUGGGGGAGAGAAUAGCAGAUAGAUGAAGUCCACAGCUAGCAUUUUUCUGAACAAGAGACAGUAUGAGGACCUAAGGAAAGGCCCAGCAAAGACCAAAUGUGUGUCUGGUUCCUUGGGAGGGAUGAGUCCUGACCACACUCUUGGGCCCUUGAGCUUGUCAAAUUCUGCCUGCUAUGGAAAGUUCCAGUGUUGACUGGUCUCUGGUUUUGCACCUUAUGAGGGAGACUCCCUGUCUUCCUCAUGUCCUCUUCCUAGUCCUAGUGAGUCUACUUGUUAUCUUAUUCCAUCUUUGUAGCUGCCCUUUGAGACCAGCAUGUUGUGAUCCUUGCUUGUCCUUAAAGAAACACAAGACUUUGAUUGACCAAGGAAUGGGUCCUAAGUUACAUAUCCAGUUAGCGGCACUUCUGGUUCCAAUAAAGACAGGGCUCUUGCUUUGAAUUCACUGCUCUGUUCCUCUAGCCAUAAAGAGCCUUGGCCUUAGAGUUUAUAGGGAAAGUGGGAUGGCCUAGAACCAGCCCAUCCCAAGGUCCUGCAUGCCCAGAGAAGAUCACUAAACAUGAGUCCUUUUUGUUUACUCUGCUGAGAUGGGCUGAGGUAGUGUUGACUCAGACAAAGCUAAUCUUUGUCCUAAGACUUGAGGCAUUUGCUUAGGAAGAUCAGUAUAGAAAUGGCAACUUCCUCCCCUGACCAUUGUCAUGCUGAUGGUCUUCUUGCCUUCCCAUCUUGCUGCUCUUAACAGCCUCACUAGAACUAAGGGCUUUGACUGCUGUUGGGGCUAGAGUUAGCACUGUGGCUGGUCCAGAACAAGUCACCAUGAGUGUGGACCAUACAUACAUGAUCUGUGGGAAUAGUGGGCACACCCUUGGUAAAGCAAGCCAGAUCAGUACAGUAAAAAGCAUUCCAGGUGGACACUGAAAGAAAAGUAGAAUAGCCAGAGAUGAGAGAAGGAUUUGGUGGGGUGGUUAGAAGAUUCUAGUAGACACCAUCUGACUGAGGACUUAAAGGAAGCUUCUGGAAAAGGCUGACCCAAGGCUCUCUCUAAAUGUCUCUUGCAGUUGGUAGAGUUGCACUGUCAUGCAGCUUGUGUUAACAGGGAAUGCUUUCCACUGUAAAUAACAGAAAACCCAGUGCACACUAUAUACGCCAGAGGGCCAUUUGAUGUUUACAGAGGUGUGGAGGUAGAUGACUUACUAACUCACUUAGGACAUCAAGGGCUUGGGCUUCUUGGCCUGCUGUUUUCCUCAGGGGAUCACACUGUGACCUUCAUGCUGGAACCUCAGGCCACAUACACAUCUGUGCUCCAGGAAGGAAGAAAGGGUGCAAGAUGGGGGCCUGAAGAUGCCAAAGUACAUCUUUCUCUCCCUCCCUCCCUC
This is a messenger RNA of Jaculus jaculus (lesser Egyptian jerboa), 4373 nucleotides long. It is a transcript of the gene Slc13a5, whose product is annotated as solute carrier family 13 member 5. Gene Ontology annotation, biological process: citrate transport; monoatomic anion transmembrane transport. NCBI's taxonomy places the organism in Eukaryota, Metazoa, Chordata, Mammalia, Rodentia, Dipodidae. Gene Ontology annotation, cellular component: membrane. Bases 59 to 1777 code for a protein of 572 amino acids. The record is from RefSeq and is a predicted model, not a curated record. Gene Ontology annotation, molecular function: succinate transmembrane transporter activity; citrate transmembrane transporter activity; sodium:dicarboxylate symporter activity. The transcript is spliced from 12 exons.